Messenger RNA from Staurois parvus, 372 nucleotides. The record is from the annotation of a GenBank genome assembly. Lineage: Eukaryota; Metazoa; Chordata; Amphibia; Anura; Ranidae.
UCAGCUGCUUAUAGCGGGAUGGCGGCAGGCCUUCUGCCACUGGGGGGAACUGACUUGGUGUCACUGACAUCCCCAGUGACACCAAUACAGUGAUCAGUGCUAAUAAAAGCACUGACACUGUACUAAUGGCACUAGGCAGGAAGGGGUUAACACGUGGGGCGAUCAAAGGGUUAACUGUGCUGUUUUACUGUGUGCUUUGUGUGUGUGUGUGUGUGUGCUUCACUGUAAGUACACUGCUUUGCAUGGCUGUGCUAUGCAAAGCCAUGCAAAGCAGUGUGCAGUAGCUGACAGGGGAGAGAUCUGAGUUGUUUAUACACAGGUCUCUCCCCUGUCGGAGAUACACAGUGAUCACUAGGUGCCGGCGAGUAAUCA